This is a messenger RNA of Rangifer tarandus platyrhynchus (Svalbard reindeer), 372 nucleotides long. Lineage: Eukaryota; Metazoa; Chordata; Mammalia; Artiodactyla; Cervidae. The record is from the annotation of a GenBank genome assembly.
AUGACAUCCCUGGCACUUACCAUCCCCAUAGCCCACCUGCUCAGUUCUUCUUCAUUGCAUAUACCUGAUAUUUUACUUAUUAUCUGCUCCCUCCACUCGAAUCCCCUUAGAGAUGGAAUGCCAGUCUCAUCUUCUUGUUUGAGGAACUAUACACUAAAGGGCAUCUAUGUAUCAAUUAGUUUCCCAGGUGGCACAGUGGUAACAGUAAAGAAUCUGCCUGCCAAUGAAGGAGAUGCAAGUUGGAUCCCUGGGUCAGGAAGAUCCCCUGGAGUAGGAAAUGGCAACCCACUCCAUCUUGUCUGGGAAAUUCCAUGGAAAGAGGAGUCUGGCGGGCUACAGUCCAUGGAGUUGAAAAGAUUUAGACAUGACUGA